Messenger RNA from Alternaria hordeiaustralica, 2400 nucleotides. RefSeq lists its product as uncharacterized. NCBI's taxonomy places the organism in Eukaryota, Fungi, Ascomycota, Dothideomycetes, Pleosporales, Pleosporaceae. The record is from RefSeq and is a predicted model, not a curated record. Gene Ontology annotation, molecular function: catalytic activity. The transcript has 2 exons. Bases 1 to 2400 code for a protein of 799 amino acids.
AUGUACAAGCGGCUGAUGUCAGCGACAACAAUUCGGGUUUUGCACAUCCAUCCUGCCCCCGAAAGGGAUCCUCUCACAUGCAGCCUGGAGCAUCGCGAUCUCGCCAGCAACCCAGAGUAUGAGGCCGUUUCGUACGUCUGGGGAGACUCAGAUGUGUCAUCUUCGAUCACAUGCGAUUUCAAGGUCGUCGCAGUGACUUCUAGUCUGCACCAGGCUCUCCUACGCAUCCGGUUACCGGAACGGAAUCGAACAGUAUGGAUAGACGGACUGUGUAUCAAUCAAACCGACGAUGUCGAGAAGUCACAUCAGGUACGGCUCAUGCAACGUGUCUACCGGAAUGCGCACCGAGUCCUCGUAUGGCUAGGUCCUGAUCUUCGUGGCGAGGCCCGCAACGCAUUCGAUUUCUGUCUUAAGCUGGGCCAGCGUGACAUGGAGCUCGAAGAGCUCGAGACUACAUUGAAAAGCAUGAACAGAUUUCCUGGGGAGUGGUACUUCCUUCGCGCCUUCAGUGAGCGUCCAUGGUGGGGGCGUGUUUGGAUCAUACAGGAAUUCGCACUUGCAAAGGAUUUACUCUUCUUGUGGGGCGCGGAGGAAAUUCAAUGGACACAUAUCAACCUGGCUAUCAGCAACCUCCAGAAGCCAGACGUGAUGUGGCGCUUUACGCCAUACAAGUCUACGCUGCUCGAACCCAUAUCCCGAUUGUCUGCAAUUAAGGAUCAACGCUGCUACGCGACGAGUUUUAUGGGAACUAUCCAUACAGCCAGGGCAUUUGGAUGCUCAGACAGUCGCGAUCGGAUCUUCGCAAUCUUGGGACUAGAAUGCGGUGAUGACCGUUGGGCAGCAGCAGACCCCGCUGGACAUUCGCUAGCUGAAGCUACCAUACCGGACUAUACUUUACCUGUAGAGCACGUCUAUCGGCAAUUUGCUAUUCGGGCCUUGCAGCGAGGUUUGACGGAAGACAUCUUCUUAGCAGUUCAACAUGGGGAACAGCUAGAAGAGUGGCAGCCAGGCGACAUGCCAUCGUGGUCACCACAUUGGGACCUGCCUCUCGUCAAUAAUUUUCCAUUCUGUCACAGACUGCACGAAAUUUGCAAGUUCGCCGGUCUUUCCGUAGAGAGUGGCAUCUCGUUUACGGGAUGCGAUUCCGAGCUGCUGUCUAUAUUACGAACAUACCUCGACCCGCUCGCUAUUGACACUCUCAACGUGCUAAGUGCUACUUUAGACACAAUUGUGGCUCUCUCGGACACCAUGGAGUUUGUGCAGUUCAGACUUCCGGGGACCAUUCUGGAAAGCUUCUGGGAAGAGCAUAUCAGGCCUAGAGAAGCGGACCCUGGAUACAAGGCCGUCAUGACAGACUUAUGUGAGACCACUACCUACUACAUGACUUCCGAAAACCACGUCAGUGCUUUCUACACGAUUUCUCAACACCCGUGGGAAAGAUCUCCGGCAGCGAUAGCGAAAUAUGCAAAAUACGGAGAGUAUGCCAUGCUGAGGUCCAUAGCGCAGCUGCUACUAGAGACGAGCGAGAUAGCAUCUGUAGGAAACCCAGCCCUGCUAGAUAAAGAAAAAGGCGAACAUGGCUAUUUCAAGAGGUUUUACAUCACCCAGCAGGGCUACGUUGGAAUGUGUCCGGCCGCCGCUCAGCCUGGGGAUCAUGUCGCCCUAUUGUGGAACACCGAUUGUCCUAUGAUCUUGCGUCCACAGGAUGACUUUUAUCGUAUCGUUGGGGGCUCAUACAUGGCAGCUGUGAACAGGAAGAAGAUGGAAGGCAUUCCUCACCCACUCGAUGAUCUACUGUCGGGUGGAUUGCAGCCAGAGAAAGGCGUCUCGAGCGGCUCUAAACUCUUCGGGGCUGCCAUUAUCGCUCGCAAAGACCUCACACCAUACACUCUCGCUACGAACAACGAACGCAUCUCACCCCUCUUGCACGGCGAAAUCAACUGCAUCCAACAAUUCUGCACAGUCGACUUUCCUGACUCAUCAACGCGACCUCAUCCAGCCAAAGACUGCAUCUUCCUCGCUACCCAUGAGCCAUGUUCGCUGUGUCUGAGCGGCAUCACAUGGGCUGGUUUCAACGAGUUCUAUUAUCUGUUCACGUACGAAGAUAGCCGGGAUCUCUUCGGCAUCCCUUACGAUAUCGACAUUUUGCAAGAGGUGUUUCGGGUCCCAGGGGAGGGCGAGAGUGAAGAGCAGGUACAAAGCAGGCAGCUUUACAAUCGUAAAAACAAGUUCUUUACCGCGAAGAGCUUUGCCGAUGUCGUUAGGGAGGUCGAAGAUGAGAGCGAGAGGAAGCGGCUACUGGGUGAGAUCGAUAGGGUCAAGAGUCUAUACAACAGUCUGAGUGAGACUUAUCAGAAGGGGAAGGAGGCGGGGGCAGAGAGUUCAAGUGUGUGGAAGUAG